UAAUUAGUUGUCACAUAUGUAUGGCUGUUGUUUUAACAACGUCACAUACAUGGUGAAAUUAAUUCUCACGUCUCGUUGUUCGUUUAACAACCAAGCAACUCCCAGCUCCUGUCCACUAUGUCAUUAACUUCUUUUCAACAAUCAUAAAAUAUAUGUGAACCUGCCAUAACCACGCACAAGUAGUUUGCUACCAUUUCUUUACCUACCUAUCCAUGUUCCCCUCCUAUAAAAACAAAAUUCACAUUUUUUGCAGCACAAGAUCAAGGCCAUCCAAUAACUAUGGUAGGAAACUCCAAACCCCAAACUCACCAUGUUGCCGUUUUGGCCUUUCCCUUCGGUUCCCAUGCCGGCCCUCUCCACAGCCUCGUCCUCAGACUAGCUGCGGCGGCCCCGCAGGUGGCCUUCUCGUUCCUGACAACUUCCAAAGCCAACGCUGCCCUCUUCUCCAAGUCACCGUUGAGCCUCCACAAUGUGAAGGCUUACAACGUGCCUGAAGGGUUGCCAGAGAACUUCGUGUUCUCUGGCAACCCUGAGGUGGCUAUCGGGUUAUUCUUGAAGGCGGCGCCUGCGAACUUUAGGGGGAGUUUGAAGGAUGCCCAGGCGGCGACGGGGUUGAAGGUUGGUUGUUUGGUAUCGGAUGCGUUCUUCUGGUUUGUUGGAGAUAUGGCGGAGGAGAUGGAAGUCCCCUGGGUGCCGGUUUGGACGGGUGGACCACGUUCACUGCUGGCUCAUGUUGACACAGACUUGAUACGCCAAAGGCUUGGAACCAGUGGAGGUGGAAAACAAACCCUCGACUUCCUUCCUGGAUUUUCAAGAUUUCAGAUGGACGACCUACCUGAAGGAAUAGUAGGAAAGUUAGAGUCACCCUUAGCAACUCUAUUAUACAAAAUGGGACAAAAGCUGCCUAAAGCGACCGCUGUUGCAAUAAACUCUUUUGAAGAAGUAGACCCUGAAGUUGUGAAUGUGCUCAAGUCAAGAUUCCAGAAGUUCCUCAACGUUGGACCCUUUAGCCUAAUACCGUCAUCACCAUCACCAUCACCAUCACCGCCGCCAUUGCUUAACGAUGAAAGUGGUUGUUUAGAGUGGUUGGACACGCAGAAGCCAGCAUCAGUGGCAUAUAUUAGCUUUGGAAGUGUGGUGACACCACCACCUCAUGAGCUAGCAGCAUUUGCGGAAGCAUUGAUUGAAAGUGGGUUUCCAUUUAUUUGGUCAUUUAGGGGCAACAUAGAGGAAAUAUUGCCCAAGGGGUAUGACAAAAUGAGCCUGAAUGGGAAAAUACUUUCAUGGGCUCCACAAGUGCAAGUCUUGGGGCAUUCUUCAACUGGGGUUUUUGUGACACAUUGUGGGUGGAAUUCGAUUUUGGAGAGCAUUGUUGGUGGUGUGCCUAUGAUUUGCAGGCCAUUUUUUGGAGACCAAAAUCUUAACAUGAGGACGGUAGAGGCUGCAUGGGGGAUUGGUGUUGGGGUUGAGGGAGGGCUCAUCACGAAACCUGCAGCGAUUAAGGCCUUGGAACUGGUCUUGAAGCAAAAAGAAGGAGAAGAAAUGAGAGAAAAAUUAAAGAUCCUACAAAAUCUUGCCCAACAAGCUGUUGAAUGGAAUGGAAGCUCCCCACGAGCUUUCAAUAGCUUGGUGGAGAUUGUCACCAAGUAAUAUAUGUAGUUUGUAAUACUCGUUUCAAGGUAGUUUGGGAAGGGGGAGGCCAUGACGCAUUUCCCCAAACAGUUAAAUUGAGGCAACAAAUUAUGUGCAACAUAUCCAAUUUAUUAAGAAAACUAGACCACGGGCUAGGAACGUUAUAAAAACAAAUUUGUUUUUGUUUGUAA
Molecule: messenger RNA, 1823 nt
Organism: Prunus mume (Japanese apricot)
Lineage: Eukaryota; Viridiplantae; Streptophyta; Magnoliopsida; Rosales; Rosaceae
Product: flavonoid 3-O-glucosyltransferase-like
Molecular function (GO): quercetin 3-O-glucosyltransferase activity; quercetin 7-O-glucosyltransferase activity
Source: RefSeq, a predicted model, not a curated record